CUGGAGAAGGAGGAAAAGAUACACAGCGUGGACAUCGGCAAUGACGGCUCAGCCUUCGUGGAGGUGCUGGUGGGCAGCUCGGCUGCAGGGGCUGGGGAGCAAGACUACGAGAGUCAGCAGCCCCGGCAAACACCAACCUCAGUGCCACCCACCCUAUCAGUCAGGGUCCUGCCAAGAGACUGAAACCACACCAGUUAUUGAAAUUGAGAAUUUAACCUAAAGAAUUAGCAGCUACGUAUUGAACCCGAGAGGCAAGAAGACCGAGGUGUGGUGAAGGAGUAAUGCGGCGAGCAACUGCCACGCCUGGGGUCAGGGAAACAGCGAUAUUGUUGGAAUUCCUGAAACGUCAAUGCUUAGAAGCUUGGAAGUGGGGUUCCACAGAGCUGAAACUCAGACCCUGAGGAGCCGGCGCCGGAAUCCCUGAGAGGGGCCAGAUGACGCUAGCUCCGCAGGUGAUAAGACGCUGAAACCAGAUUCGCUGGCUGCCCUGGGGAGGGGCUGCUACAGAAGCACACCAGGGGUGAUGCUCACUGGAGCCUCAAGAAGCGGGGAGCACAUCCGUCCUCCCUCCUUUUGCCUCGCAGCCUCUCCAUAGUUCCCCCUACUGGCAGGGCCCGAGAAGGAGCAGUCGAAGAGGCAGCCAUGUCCCCACCCAGCAUCCCAGCGCUGAGCCCCAAGAGAAUCACUUAUAACAGGUGCAACUCUCCUAGCUCUCUGGAUUCCGCUCUCUUGUGCCUGGACUCCCCGAUACUUCCUCUGCUUUCCGUGAACUCAGCUGUGCAUUUCCAAAAGGUCCUGCUGGUCACUUCAUCUUUUAUGUCCCCUUCCGAGAGCCGCAGUGGCUCAAACCCCAACCGUGUUCGCAUUUUCGGGCCCGACAAGUUGGUCCGGGCAGCAGCGGAGAAGCGCUGGGACCGCAUCAAAAUCGUUUGCAGCCAGCCCUACAGCAAGGACUCCGCCUAUGGCCUGAGUUUUAUACGGUUUCACAGCCCCCCAGACAAAGAGGAGGCAGAGGCCUCACCCCAGAAGGUGACCAAGCUUGGCCAGUUCCGCGUGAAGGAGGAGGAUGAGGGUGCCAACUCCCUGAGACCCGGGGCCCUCUUCUUCAGCCGGAUCAAUAAGACCUCCCCAGCCGCAGCUGGUGACCCGGCCGGACCCAGCUAUGCCGCUGCUACUCUGCAGGCCUCUAGCGCCACCUCUUCAGCCUCUCCCGUGUCCAGGGCAGUGGGCAGCACCUCCAAGCCUCAGGAGUCCCCCAAAGGGAAGAGAAAGUUGGAUUUGAACCAAGAAGAAGGGAAGACGCCCAGCAAACCAUCAGCCCAGCCCUCACCACCUGCCGUCAAGAGACCCAAAUUGUCAGCUCCCACCCGCACCCCGGCCACCACCCCAGUCCCUGCCCCAGCACGAGGCACAGUGCCAGAGAAGACCCGAGAAGGCACUGAGCCCAGGGGAUCCCGAGCUGGCCCGCAGGAGCUGGGGAAGAUCCUUCAGGGUGUGGUGGUGGUGCUGAGUGGCUUCCAGAACCCCUUCCGUUCGGAGCUCCGGGACAAGGCCCUAGAGCUGGGGGCCAAGUAUCGGCCGGACUGGACUCCAGACAGCACCCACCUCAUCUGUGCCUUUGCCAACACCCCCAAGUACAGCCAGGUCCUAGGCCUCGGAGGCCGCAUCGUGCGGAAAGAGUGGGUGCUGGACUGUCACCGAAUGCGGCGGCGGCUGCCCUCCCGAAGGUAUCUCAUGGCAGGGCCAAGCUCCAGCAGUGAGGAUGAAGGGGGCUCCCACAGCGGCAGCAGCGGGGAUGAAGCCCCCAAGCUUCCCCAAAAGCGCCCCCAGACCAAAACCAAGCCCCCUCAGGCAGCAGGACCCAGCUCACCUCAGAGACCCAAAACCCCAGAAGAGACCAAACCAGCCUCACCAGGGCCCCAGGAAGAUACCGACACUGAGGGGGAGCAGUCAGAAGAACAGGGCAAUGGGGCAGAAGAUUCUGGGGAUACCGAGGAUGAGCUGAGAAGGGUGGCCGAGCAAAGGGAGCAAAAGCAGCCCCCUGACCAGGGGGAGAAUGGCGAGGACCCGUAUGCAGGAUCCACAGAUGAGAACACAGACAACGAGGGUCCCCCAGAGUCUCCUGACCUGCCAGUUCCUGAGCUCCCAGACUUCUUCCAGGGCAAACACUUCUUCCUGUACGGAGAGUUCCCUGGGGACGAGCGGCGGAAGCUCAGCCGAUAUGUCACAGCCUUCAAUGGGGAGCUUGAGGACUACAUGAGCGACAGGGUCCAGUUUGUGAUCACAGCACAGGAGUGGGACCCCAGUUUUGAAGAGGCCCUGAUGGACAACCCCUCCUUGGUGUUUGUCCGCCCCCGAUGGAUCUACAGUUGCAACGAGAAGCAGAAGUUACUUCCGCACCAGCUUUAUGGGGUGGUGCCCCAGGCCUAAAGUAUGUGCUUUCAUGCAUAUGCAUGCGUGUACACACACACACACGCACACACACAAGAUGAGCUUAAUAAAGGUGACCUGGUUUGGA
Molecule: messenger RNA, 2518 nt
Organism: Mirounga angustirostris (Northern elephant seal)
Lineage: Eukaryota; Metazoa; Chordata; Mammalia; Carnivora; Phocidae
Gene: XRCC1
Product: X-ray repair cross complementing 1
Exons: 16
Coding region: 643-2430 (595 amino acids)
Biological process (GO): single strand break repair; double-strand break repair via nonhomologous end joining; base-excision repair
Cellular component (GO): nucleus
Molecular function (GO): damaged DNA binding
Source: RefSeq, a predicted model, not a curated record